Molecule: messenger RNA, 705 nt
Organism: Phytophthora sojae
Lineage: Eukaryota; Oomycota; Peronosporomycetes; Peronosporales; Peronosporaceae
Exons: 1
Coding region: 1-705 (234 amino acids)
Source: RefSeq, a predicted model, not a curated record
AUGGACGACGAGGACGCCGAGGGGCUCGUCCACGCGCUGCUGCGCGUGACGCUGGAGCUCGUGGUCUUCCACUGGGUCAACUCCGUGUUGGGCGCUGCGGCCUUCACGGUCGUCGGCUGCGGCGCGCUGCUGUCCGUCCUCUUGGCGCCGCUGUGCUGCCUCGGGCUCGUCUUCUUCCGCCUCGUGCUCUGUCUGGUGGCCGUGCUGGCGGAGCUGGACGUGGCGCUCGUCAACUUCGCGUCCUUGCCGGAGGAGCGCAUCUCCACCACCAAGAGCUUGACACGAGGCUCCCACGCCAGCGCGCGCGCGUGCGGCGAGACGAGCGUCGAGCGUCUCGUCCCCGACCUCAACAAGUUCUCGCCGCCAGCUCUACGCGCGACGCUGUACUUCGUCACAGUCAAGGCGCUGAUCGGAAUGCUCAGCAGCCUCGUGCUGUCCAUCGCCUUCUCGCUGCCUGUGGGUGCCAUCUCGCGCGGAAGUCUGGGGAACAAGUUCCAUGGAGCUGUGGGGCUGUUGGUGUUCCUACUGGCGACAAUCCUGCUGCUGGGCAUUGGAAUCCCUCUUAUGCAGUACGGAGCGAGACUGUCACGAGCUGCUACGGUGUAUUUCUGCUGCGAGAAGUGCGAGCCCGAGCACCAUCACGCAGAUCAUGGUCAUUCGUCUUCGACGACGUACGGAGCGACGGAAAUUUGCAGCGCGGCUUGA